AUGGUGUUACUUGAUGUAAAUUUCUCCAAAUCUGUUCCGCUAAAGAAACAGUCUCAUCUACUGUACAUCUUGGAAGGCUUGAGGGUGAACAACAUGCCCAUGAUGGCCCUGGUGCACCCCGUCUAUGACUGUUUGUUCAGAUUGGCCCAAUCUGAUGCCCUGAAGAACGAGGAGGAGGUGGACUGUCUGGUGUUACAGUUGCAUCGUAUUGGAGAUCAGCUGGAGAAGAUGAACCUGCAGCUCAUGGAUGAGCUGUUCAAUCUCCUGAGGGAUGGAUUUCUCCUGCAGGAGGACCUGAGCUCCAUGGGCCACCUGCUCCUGCUGGAGAUCCUUGAGUUUCGCGCAGGAGGCUGGACUCUCAGCGAAACGGCUCAGAAAUACUACUACAGCGAAGUGACGGACUGAGGCCUCCACCAAUCAGAGAAACAAGAAGGCAGGAUGAAAUAGCAAUCCGUAGGAGCCAAGUGUGGAGGUUUUACUUUUAUAUUUACCUUUGAUGAAGGCUUGGUGAUUCACUAGGUAUGAGGUUUGACAUGAAGUAGAAGAUUGGAUUGUGACUUUUUGAAGUCGACUUGAAGUGACAUGAAGUUCAUCAUAUUUACUUUAAUACACAUUCCUGGUUUCAUUUGAUUUAGGUCUUAUAUUAGUGUCAAGGGCUGUAAUCAGAACACUAGAGACGAUUAGAUGGUUUUAUUUAAUAGAGAUGGAUAUAUUUAAUAAAUUGUUACUUGUUUUAUUUUCUUAAAUUGACUAGCACGUUAUAAUUGCCUCGGUAGAAAGAACAGCUAUUUCUAUUGUAUAGAAAGAAUUACUUCAAUUACAAAUCUGUUAGAAAAUCUAUGGUUUUAAUGAACCAAAAACAGUUUAUAAGAGUCACAUUUAAAUAUAAUGUUUCCUUAAGGCUAAUAUUUUUAUACUACGAAAAGAAGAGUGGCUGUAUAUCCAACAAAACUUCUACAGGUGCUGGAUGAAGAGAGAGAGUGUCACAAGCUUUGCAUAAAUUUGCACGGCUACGAUAAUAUUUUAUUCUUAUUUUGUAUCAUUUCAAUCUGAUGAAGAUCCACUGGACUGAAAUGUAAACAUGAAGUCAGGCGAUAUGCCAAAAUGUUGUAUUUGAAAGUAAAAAAUGAAGCUCCUGUGCAGCUGUUUUGGCCUCACUGAUUCCUCGGGCUCUUGCAGAGUAGACCGUGACUUGUAUAGUUGUCUUGAUGCCACAAGUUUCAAAUAAA
Molecule: messenger RNA, 1229 nt
Organism: Sinocyclocheilus grahami
Lineage: Eukaryota; Metazoa; Chordata; Actinopteri; Cypriniformes; Cyprinidae
Product: MIF4G domain-containing protein B-like
Exons: 4
Coding region: 1-405 (134 amino acids)
Biological process (GO): regulation of translational initiation
Cellular component (GO): cytosol
Molecular function (GO): translation activator activity
Source: RefSeq, a predicted model, not a curated record